CAAGACAAUGAAGCACAGCCAUACCUACUGGGGAUCUCCCCAUGAAACCGGUUCAGCGUUCGAUUUCAGGAGCGAUGUAAUCACCACACCAUCCCAAGGCAUGCUACUAGCCAUUUCUCGGACAACCCUCCACGAUGAUGUAUACGGCGAAGACUCGACAACGCAAAACUUCGAACAAGAAAUGGCAAAGACGUGUGGUCACGAAAGCGCGGCGUUUGUCCUCUCUGGUACAAUGGCGAACCAGCUAGCCCUUCGAUCUCUCCUUCACCAACCCCCUCAUGCUAUUCUCGCAGAUGCUAGUGCUCACAUUAUUCAUUGGGAGGCGGGAGGUGUUGCUCACUUGUCGGGAGCCAUGGUCCAGGGGAUUCGUCCUAAGAACGGGGUCUACCUCACGCUCGAGGACGUUAAAAAGCACACCAAUAUUACAGAUGAUGUGCACAAGUGUCCGACACAAGUCAUUAGCAUAGAGAACACUAGUUCGGGAGUGAUCAUUCCUCUAGAGGAGUUGCAAAGAAUCAAGGAAUGGGCCUCUACACAUGGUAUCGCUAUCCACAUGGACGGAGCAAGGCUAUGGGAGGCAGUAUCAGCCGGAGCGGGAACUUUGGAAGAGUUUGGCAAAUGCUGCGAUGUCUUGACAGUUGACUUCAGCAAGAACUUGGGUGCGCCUAUGGGCGCCAUGGUUCUCGGCUCGUACGAGCUAAUCAAGCGUCUGAAGCGGCUGCGUAAGAGUAUCGGUGGUGGCAUGAGGCAAGCUGGUGUUCUUGCCGCCGCAGCGCGACAGGCUGUCGUCGAAAACUUUGGGCUUGGGCCUCAAGACUCUAGAGGUGUGCUUGCUUUUAGUCGCGCGAUGGCAGAAGAGGUUGGAAAAAUGUGGAUGAUGAGAGGAGGGAUAGUACUAAAGCCUAUCGAGACUAAUAUGGUCUGGCUAGACCUCAGAGGUUGUGGUGUAGAAACUAGUGAGUGGAACGAGAUAGGGAGAAGAAAUGGUAUCAAGCUUGAUGGGAAAAGGAUCGUGUUGCAUCACCAGAUCAGCGAGUUGGCAAUAAAACGUCUGGGGGCCGCAAUGGACGAAGCGCUGGCCCGAGUUGGUCCGACACGACUAUUGGGUGUUGCGCCCAAAUCUCUGUUAUGA
Messenger RNA from Periconia digitata, 1132 nucleotides. The record is from the annotation of a GenBank genome assembly. NCBI's taxonomy places the organism in Eukaryota, Fungi, Ascomycota, Dothideomycetes, Pleosporales, Periconiaceae.